Molecule: messenger RNA, 621 nt
Organism: Ostreococcus tauri
Lineage: Eukaryota; Viridiplantae; Chlorophyta; Mamiellophyceae; Mamiellales; Bathycoccaceae
Product: unnamed product
Exons: 1
Coding region: 1-621 (206 amino acids)
Source: RefSeq, a predicted model, not a curated record
AUGCGCGAAGCGUUGAGAUGCGCGUUCGGUGCGCUCGCCCGCGCCCGCGCGAGCGCAUCGAGCGUCCCGUCGACGAGCGGCGGUGGUGCACAGCUCGAGACUUUCCAAAACAUGACACGCAUUCGAUGCGAUUCCGCGCGCACUCGCGUCGCACGACGCGCGUACGCCACCGAAGACGACGCGAUUGCGGACAAGGUUCGACGAGAAGUGCGCGCGGGCGAUCGACCGGCGUUCGUGGACGUCGCAGCGCACGUGUUCGGUACGGAAGACGACGCGUCGUUGGGACGCGCGAAACGCGCGCGAGGCUGGGACUGGCACGCGGUGCAGCUGUUAAUCGCGUGCGUCCCGGCGGCGUUGUCUUACGCGGCGGUGAUGGAGAUUGAGCGAACGUACGUGCCGCAGUACGCGCGUGAGAUGGAGAAGCGAGAGGCGAGGCAGCGGGAGAAGGUGCUGGAGACGACGCGCGCGGACGCGAUGAAAGGGACGCACGCGCAGGAGGCGAUGGAGCGGAGAUUGGCCGAGCUCGAGGCGCGCGUUCGCGGGAUGGAGGAGACGAAGGCGGCGGAGAAGACGGCGGAGAAGGCGAAACCGGUCACAGUGAAAGGGCAAAAAAAUAGUUGA